Molecule: messenger RNA, 771 nt
Organism: Lasiosphaeria miniovina
Lineage: Eukaryota; Fungi; Ascomycota; Sordariomycetes; Sordariales; Lasiosphaeriaceae
Product: ThuA-like domain-containing protein
Exons: 2
Coding region: 1-771 (256 amino acids)
Source: RefSeq, a predicted model, not a curated record
AUGGCCGCAGCCUCGGCGUCCUCCACUGGCGCCGCGCCCUUCGAGAUCCUCAUCUUCAGCCGGACGGCCGCCUACCGCCACGCGUCCAUCCCCGCAGGGAUCCGCGCCCUGCAGCAGCUGGCCGCACGCUCCGGCUCGUUCGCGGCUGUCGCUGGCGAAGACGCGUCCGUGUUCACGCGCGCGGGGGGCCUCGCGGCGUACCGCGUCAUCGUGCUGCUGCAGUGCUCGGGCGCGUUCCUGGACGGCGCGGCGCUGGGCGCGCUAAAGGCGUUCGUGCGGUCCGGGCGCGGCGUCGUCGGCAUCCACAGCGCCAGCUUCGCCUUCACGCUGCCGUCCGACGACCCGUGGUACGGUCGGCUCGUCGGCGGCGUGUUCGCCAACCACCCCGCGCCGCAGCUCGCGCGCCUGACGGUCCCUGACCCGGCGCACCCCAUUAUCGCGGUGUCGCUGGGAAAGGGCGGCGGCAUGCGGCGACGGCGGCGGCGGCGGCGGCAGCAGCAGCAGCAGCAGUCGUGGCUGGACGAGUGGUACAACUUCAAGACGCACCCACGCCUCGCUGCGGGCGGUGGCCUGCACGUGCUGCUUGCCGUGGACGAGCAGUCGUAUUCUGGCGGAACGCACGGCCAAGACCACCCUGUUGCGUGGUGUCAGGAAUUCGAUGGUGGUCGCUCGUUCUACACGUCGCUCGGUCACUUUGACGAAGCCUACGAGGACGAAGCAUUCAUGAGCCAGCUGCUAGGCGGGAUCCUGUGGACUGCCAGGGUCAGCUGA